Molecule: messenger RNA, 945 nt
Organism: Ostertagia ostertagi
Lineage: Eukaryota; Metazoa; Nematoda; Chromadorea; Rhabditida; Trichostrongylidae
Source: the annotation of a GenBank genome assembly
AUGAGUACGAAGGAAAACAAAGAACCGAGUUUUGUGAAAGGAGAGUUUGAUCCUAAAGAUCCCUCGACGUACACUACUAAAAGGGGAGGAAGGUUUUGCCUAGAUGACUUCGAAAUUGGGCGACCUUUAGGUAAAGGCAAAUUUGGAUCAGUCUAUCUAGCCCGUGUGAAGAAAAACGAAUUCCUCGUGGCCUUAAAAGUGUUGUUCAAAAGUCAGCUAAAGAAGAGCGCUGUUGAACAUCAGCUUCGAAGAGAAAUCGAAAUUCAAGGGCAUUUAAGACAUCCCAACAUUCUUCGCAUGUACACUUAUUUCUGGGACGAAAAAAGAAUCUAUCUGGUUCUGGAAUAUGCACAGGGUGGAGAGAUGUACAAAUUCCUCAAAAAGAUGAAUCGAUUCGACGAGACAACGGCUGCUGUGUUCAUGUUCCAAAUGGCAGACGCACUUAAGUACUGCCACGAGAAGAAGGUUAUUCAUAGAGAUAUAAAACCUGAAAACCUGCUUAUUGGUGACAACGGAGAGUUAAAGAUUGCUGACUUCGGAUGGAGUGUACACGCACCCAACCAAAAACGUCAAACGAUGUGUGGCACUUUGGAUUACUUGCCACCGGAAAUGGUCGUGGGUGAAGAACAUCGAGAAUAUGUAGAUAUUUGGUCCCUCGGCGUGCUUUGCUAUGAGUUUUUGGUCGGCACUCCUCCAUUUGAGCACGAUGAUUCCGCAAGUACUUAUAAGGCUAUUCGGAAUGUGCGCUAUACGUUCCCUAGCUACGUAUCCAGUGGUGCACGAGAUUUGAUUAAUAAGUUACUUCAACGGCGACCACAAGAAAGGCUGUCGUUAGAUAGUGUAAUGAAUCACGAGUGGGUACAAUUUCACCUUCAAAAGCGACAAGAAAAUCCAACAGCCCCUAAGACAUCAAGGAGAGCGUUGCCCGAAUUCGAUUUUUUCUAA